CGUUCGUCUGCGCCGUUUCCUCCUGACUCUACUGCUUUUCGCUGAGCAACAACGGCUGAGCUAACCCUGUACCGUAACUACAUGUCAGGUGAUGCACUGAGGGUGGUUUGCAAUAAAGACCACCCGCUAUGCAGUGCUGGUGCUCGGUGGACGGCUUGUAGGUAUCCGUUUGGUAGCAUAGUUUGAGACCAGAUAUCAGGAAGCUGACGAAAAGAGAACCGUUGAAAGAAGAUAGACAGGAGGCCACGGUUCCCCCUCACACACACACACACAUCACCACGGCCUUGAUGGUGAUGUAUGCAAGGAAACCAACAAGAGUCAGCGAUGGGUGCAACGAGAGAAGGGAUUCACAAUCCUAUCAGACCCAUAAAUCUCAGCCAAAGAGCCAGACCAGUGGCCCUAACCGCUAUGACAAGGUGCGGGAUGGCUCAUCGGACCCCACACCCCCUUUCAAGAUGCUGCGACGCUCAGACGAAAGUCCUGUCAGCAGACACGGAGACGGCCCAGCGCACGGCAAGGCAAAAACCUCUCAGGCCGUUAGGGGGAAAAAUGGGACCAGCGGAUCUCCUCAGGAGAAUUCUCACAACAACAGCUCCCACCCCGGCUCCGACUCGCAUGCGACUCAGAGCAAGCCUGCAGACCGGGAACCAGCCGACGACUGGACAGAACACAUCAGCUCCUCUGGGAAGAAGUACUACUACAACUGUAGAACCGAGGUGUCCCAGUGGGAGAAGCCCAAGGACCUGCUGGAGAGGGAACAACGACAGAAAGAUCCAGUCAAGAUGGCGGCAAAUAGUUUCCCCAGGGACAUGGACUACAGACAAGAGGCCUUGCAGGACAAAGCCUCAACAAAGACCACACCAGGGGAUCAGUCCGCUGCGUCCAACUCCGGCCAUUCCUCCUCCUCCUCCUCCUCUUCUCAGAGCCUGAACUCUGCGCCCGGUGCUUUAGGCUCCACCCCCUCCGCCAUGUCCUCCUCCUCUUCCUCCUCUUCGGGGCAGGUGCCUCAGUCUGUUCAAUCCCCGUCACCGGCCCUGCUGCAGGACCCGGCCCUUCUGCACCAGCUCCUCCCGGCGCUGCAGGCUGCUCUGCAGAUGAACAACGGCAACAUGGACAUGGCGAAACUCAACGAGGUCUUGGCAGCUGCUGUCACCCAAGCUUCCUUGCGGUCUGUGCUUCAUAAGCUCCUCGCUGCUGGACCUGCUUUCAACGUCACUGCUCUGCUCUCAGCUGCACAGCACUCCAAUCAAGCCCAGCACUCCAGUCAGUCGCCCGUCUCCCUGACAUCUGAUGCAUCAUCACCGCGGCCCUACGUCUCACCGCGGAACGGCACGCCGCAGAGCAGCCAGAAAUCCCUCCUGGCUGGUCAUCCCGGCGGCGUCACAUCUUCACAAACGAGGGGCAGCAUGUCUUCAGGUAAACAAGGAGCAGCGCCCCUCUCACAGGUUCCAGAGAAGCGCCUGGAGGACCCCAGAACUCUCCAGCAGAGAAGUCAGGAGCUUCUGUGCACGGGAUCCAGCCUAUCUGGUGCUGCGUUGGCCCACGUCCCCUCCGGCAGCACCAGCAACGCCCAUGUCGACAAGCCCGGCUCCUUCACCCCCACCCUGGCAACACAUUUUGAUGAGAGCCUCAUCAGACAUAUUCAGGGAUGGCCUUCAGAGAACAUUGAGAAACAGGCGGCUCGGUUACGGGAGGACCUCCACAACAUGGGCAGCCUGUACAUGUCUGAGAUCUGCACAGAGAUGAAAAACCUCCGCUCCUUGGUCAGAGUGUGUGAGAUUCAAGCCACACUGAGAGAACAGAGAAUCCUGUUCCUGAGGCAGCAGAGCAAAGAGCUGGACAAGCUGAAGAACCAGAACUCCUACAUGGUGUGAGGUCCUGGGACGGUUGGAUUGAAGCGCAGAUUGAAGAAGAGGAGUAGACAUGGACGGCGAGCUGCCGCGGUCCGUUUAUUCUGCCUCCCAGAGCAACUGAGAAGAGCUGUCAGACAUAUAAGAUGUGGCUGACGAGGUGAAGCUCCAUUUUUUUUUCCUGAACAUAUCUUUUCUCUCUUCUGCUGCUUUUUUUUUUUUUUUUUUUUUUUUUAAAUGUCUUUCUUUCAGCGUCCACCACAUGAAUUGCUCUGGCCGAAAAGGUGGAACUGCCCGUUCACCGAUCGGACUCUUUAACACGUGGACAUGGGACCUGAGGCUCUUUUCAAACAGCACCUUCUAGGACUGUGAACCUUGGAUUGUGUGUAUCGUAUUGGGUUAACUUGUUUUCUGGUGUGUUUUGAUGUGUAGUGGUCAGGAAACGAUUACAAUUCAUCCAUGGGGAAAAUGAACUAAAAGAAACCACGUCAUGGUAAUUGGUGUGACACAGUUCUGGGGUUCCCCAAUCUUCUGAAAUGGACUUGGUCAUCCAUUGAAAUGUAUGGAUUCAAUGGCAGUGAUGUUACUAAUGUUAUUUUUAAUUCACUCUACUUGUCCGUGGUUUUGCCGUACCAGGGUGUCUUCAUGCUGGUUGGUUUUUUCAUGUCAUGAGAUUAGCAAAGACCUUCGGCCAGACCUUUCUCCGAAAGCUCGUAAAUGUGCUUCAGUUUUGUUCCAGUAUAUGGGAAUCCGCGUUGUGGUUCCACUAGUACACAUCCGCCGGGGCGUUUUGGCUACUUUGUCAAACACACUCCAGAUUAUUCAGAGCCAUUUUGAAGAAGGCUACAUUAUUGGACCUAGGUUGGCUGCUAGUACAUAUGAGGGUUGCAUUCAUGUGCAGCCCUUCUGGCUGUUUUCUUACCCCUUCUGCUAUUUGUCCUUUCUUUUCUUUUUCUUUUUGUGUGCGUGUAAUAAUUAUUUUUUUUCCUUCCCAAGUUCGAUUGGGUAAAUAUUCCAUUCCUGUUGUGCGGCUUUGAGAUUUUGUAAACAAAGGAAAGGCGACUGAAUCUACAGUCAUGUAAAGCUAAAUUAUUCUUGCGCAUGAUUGAGCACUUCCUUGUUGUCGUGAUGGAAAAGAUCGAUGAAAAGAAGUUUUUAUUUUUACAAAAAGGAAACUUGUGUUUUGUUAAAUAGUUUUUUUUUGUGUAGCUGUCAUGGCUGCACCCUUUUUAUUAACUGACUAGCCAGAUGUGGACUUUUUUUUUUUUUAAUGGGUUCAUUCAUGAUGAGAGGGUAUACUUUUUAUAUGAACAACACAUUAAAUUGCUGUCAUACACUUCCACGCCCAUGAAACCA
Molecule: messenger RNA, 3206 nt
Organism: Gasterosteus aculeatus aculeatus (three-spined stickleback)
Lineage: Eukaryota; Metazoa; Chordata; Actinopteri; Perciformes; Gasterosteidae
Product: WW domain-containing adapter protein with coiled-coil
Biological process (GO): regulation of autophagy; positive regulation of TORC1 signaling
Cellular component (GO): nucleus
Molecular function (GO): chromatin binding; RNA polymerase II complex binding
Source: RefSeq, a predicted model, not a curated record